Molecule: messenger RNA, 939 nt
Organism: Elephantulus edwardii (Cape elephant shrew)
Lineage: Eukaryota; Metazoa; Chordata; Mammalia; Macroscelidea; Macroscelididae
Product: olfactory receptor 4K13-like
Exons: 1
Coding region: 1-939 (312 amino acids)
Biological process (GO): G protein-coupled receptor signaling pathway
Cellular component (GO): membrane
Molecular function (GO): G protein-coupled receptor activity; olfactory receptor activity
Source: RefSeq, a predicted model, not a curated record
AUGGCAAGGCAAAACUACUCCAUGGUGUCCGAAUUUAUUUUGCUAGGACUUACAGAAUCUCAUGAGUUACAGAUUUUACUAUUCUUCUUUUUUUCUAUUAUCUACACAGCCAUUGUUCUAGGCAAUCUCACCAUUAUCUAUGUGGUGAAAGUGGACCCUCAAUUGCACUCUCCUAUGUAUUUUCUACUGGCCAACCUCUCCUUUAUUGAUAUGUCCUUGGCUUCCUUUGCUACUCCCAAGAUGAUCUGUGACUUACUUAGAGAAUAUAAGGCCAUCUCUUAUGAAGGCUGCAUGAUCCAAAUGUUUUUCCUUCAUCUUUUAGGUGGAAGUGAGAUGAUGUUGCUCGUAGCCAUGGCAAUUGACAGAUACAUUGCCAUAUGCAAACCCCUCCAUUACAAAACAAUCAUGAGCCAUCGCGUUUGUAUUGGGCUUGCACUUCUCUCCUGGACCACUGGUUUUGUGCACACUAUGAGUCAAAUGAUUUUCACAGCAACAUUACCAUUCUGUGGACCCAACGUAGUGGACAGUUUUUUCUGUGAUCUUCCUCGGGUUAUCAAACUUGCCUGCACUGACACUUAUGUCUUGGAGCUGCUGGUCAUUGCAGAUAGUGGAGUACUUUCUUUGUUCUGUUUCAUUGUUCUGCUCAUCUCCUAUAGCAUCAUCUUGAUUAAUGUCCAACAUCGUUCCACUAGUAGAUCUUCUAAGGCAUUGUCCACUCUUUCAGCCCACAUCACAGUGGUGGUACUGUUCUUUGGACCUUGUAUCUUUAUCUAUGUGUGGCCAUUCAGCAGUAUUUCCAUAGAUAAGAUCCUAUCUGUAUUUUACACAAUUUUUACACCUCUUUUAAAUCCACUUAUCUACACAUUCAGGAAUAAAGACAUGAAGAAAGCAAUAAAGAAAAUAAAAACCAAGCAUGUGAAUUUUGUGUCAACCUUUUAA